Messenger RNA from Euleptes europaea (tarantolino), 399 nucleotides. RefSeq names its product MIA SH3 domain containing (gene MIA). Lineage: Eukaryota; Metazoa; Chordata; Lepidosauria; Squamata; Sphaerodactylidae. Gene Ontology annotation, biological process: extracellular matrix organization. The transcript has 4 exons. Gene Ontology annotation, molecular function: protein binding. The record is from RefSeq and is a predicted model, not a curated record. The coding region runs from base 1 to 399 and encodes 132 amino acids.
AUGAGGGGAACUGCUUGGGGGGCUGUCUGGGCUGGCCUCAUUCUCUGUGCCCUUCUGGGACUGGCGUGGGGUGGGCGGCAAAUGGAUAAACUAGCAGACAAGAAGCUUUGCGCGGAUCCUGAAUGCAACCAUCCCAUUUCUAUUGCGGUGGCCCGGCAGGAUUACAUUGCCCCCGACUGCCGCUUCAUCCACAUCCAAAGGGGACAAGUGAUCUAUGUCUUCUCGAAGCUGAAGGGCCGUGGACAACUCUUCUGGGGAGGAAGCGUGCAGGGUGACUAUUACGGGGUGCAGCCUGCCCGCCUGGGCUAUUUCCCCAGCUCUGUGGUCCAGGAGAACCAGUAUCUGAAGCCGGGCAAGACGGAGGUGAAAACAAAUAAGUGGGACUUCUACUGCUCGUGA